Molecule: messenger RNA, 3325 nt
Organism: Anoplopoma fimbria (sablefish)
Lineage: Eukaryota; Metazoa; Chordata; Actinopteri; Perciformes; Anoplopomatidae
Product: interferon alpha/beta receptor 1b-like
Exons: 8
Coding region: 60-1328 (422 amino acids)
Molecular function (GO): interferon receptor activity; protein binding
Source: RefSeq, a predicted model, not a curated record
CCGGAUUUUACUGCAGCGGCUGAGAAUGAGCUAGCCCGAGUCGAGCCUGUACUGGGACGAUGAGUGUAUGUGAAAAACUGUCAGCACCUCGAGGAAAAUCAGCCAUGUCCGCUGCUUUUUACGUCUGCCUUAUCUCUUGGUGCCUCCAAACCGACGCUGUAGCAGCAGAGCUGAAACCACCAGAUAAGUUGACCAUGAUCACCAUGAACACCAAUUACACACUGAUCUGGGAUUGGGACCAGAAUUCAUCAGAGAGUCACGCUGUCAACUUCACCACACAAUAUGUGGCGAAGUUCAAGCUGAGGUCUACAAAAAAGAGUCCGAUCUGGAACACUGCGUGUGAGAAGACGUCGCGUAGGUCAUGUGACCUUACAGAGUCCAGUCUGUACUACCUGGGCAUCUAUGUACUUCGUGUACAAGCCAACGUGAACGGGCAUGUCUCAGACUGGGUGCAGAAGGAAUUCUGCCCUGAUGAAGAUGCUAAUUUGGGUCCUCCAACCAAAGUGGAUCUUUCUCCUGCUGGAAGUGACCUGGACAUUUUCAUCUCUGAUCCUCUGACCAACAACAACAUCUCCAUGAAAGAAAGUCUUCCCAACAUAUAUUACCACAUCCUCUACUGGGAAUGCUCUGUAGACACACAGGCCUUAAGAAAUCAGAUGGUGAAAAGCAGUGCUAACAUGGUGACUUUGCCAAACCUGAAGGCCUGGACUUGUUACUGUGUGAGCAUCCAGUCAUGCAACGACUUCUACAGCAAGAACAGCAGCUUCACCUCACCCCGCUGCAUGCAGACCGAAGGUGCCACUCUGUGGUGGCAGAUCUUCGGCUACUUCCUGGUCUCUUUGGUGAUCUGCUUCCUGGUCAUGCUGCUCUCAAUCUACAGCUCCUUUUGGUGCUACAAGACUCUUAAGGCAACGUUGUUCCCGUCCGUCCAGCUGCCUACACCCUUCCAGUAUCUUUGUGACUCAUCUGGGUCCGACAUUCCUCGCCUCCUCACCCCGGAUUCAGACUCAGAGCUGUUGUUUGAUAAGGUGACCGUCUGUUCGGAGCUACCGGUCCUGGAAAUCCACAACCCUCCUCCUGAGGCCCUGCAGGAGCCUGACAGCAGUGGCAGACACAGUCGUCAGGACAGCGGUGGCAGUGGAGACUCAGGAGUGUACUCCACGGGGGGCAGCUCCAACCUGCAGCAGCCCCACACCAGCCGUUCCUCCGCGAGGGCCUCUGGGCAGAGCCCUUUUGACUUGGAGCGGGUGAAGAUGCAGGACAUGGCUCCAGGGCUCAAGACUCCACUUGUGAUCACUGACGAGGGCAUUGUAGACAUGUGCGUCUGAAGGCAUGCAUGCAAAAAUACAUUCGUUGAGAAGAGCGUGAGGCCAGGAUGAUAAUAAGGAAGACAGGUUUGUGGUAAAAUCUGCAGCGUGCCUUUUCUCCAGCCGUCACUGUGAAACAAGGAGAGGAAAGCAUAAAAAAAAAAGAUUAUGUGUGACAGACACACACAAAGAACAAAACUGAUCAGCUGUGAUGUUGCCCCAUGUUUCCAUUUCUUCACUGUUGACAUAUUUCUCUUUACAGAUCCUCAUGUGCUCUACUUUUUGGCACCAGCAAGGAAGUACUGUUUCGUGCUGAUAUGAUAUGUUGUACGUUUCCUUCCUGUCGUCUCCACCAGCCACUGUCUUAACCUUUAUGCUGCGAGUUGUUGACAGUGGAGUCUUUUCUGACUGAGUAUGGGUGAGAGGAUUGGAGUGUAUCAGUGUAGCAGUCUGCAUUAAUCAUGGUUUGUAUCUCUUUUACUGUCCAAUUGGUAUAAUGAGUUAACUUUAGUAGCUUUAAUGUGCUAAUUAGGUAGCAUUAACUGAACAUAAGCAGAUUAAGUCAAAUAGACUAAUUGGCAGUCUGUGAAUGAGGCCCAUUGUGUUUAAUUAUUUUUGAGUUGCUAGAUCUGCUAGCCCGACCUGGCAUUUCACUUACCCUGGGCAAUCCUUAUUGGUGAGCCCUGGAUACUCAGUGGUGUGAUGGUCACUAAAGGUGACUGCUCCAUGCAGGAGAGGCCAGACACACAGUCAUCCAACGUUUAGCAGAUAUUCAGCGCCAUCUGAGAAAUCUGUUCUUGUAAAAUGUCCAGUGUAGCUGGUUACACUGAUUUUGUCAAAAUGUUCUAUUAAUUGGUGGGGAAAUAUUCUCACCGUGGCAUCCCUGCUGUUUGUUCUUUAGCUUUCCCUCUUUGGUAUAAAAAUGGUGGAAAGAAAUAAUAGAAACACUUGUAGGAUAAUUUGUUACAAUUUAACAGCACCACUAGCAGUGCUGGUCAUUGCCAGUUAAGGGUUAGACCUACUGACAUUCAGAUAUGAAGUUGUUCUGUUGUGUAACAUUUUGCUGUCUGAAGCUUUAAACGCAUAAUUUGACCUAAACAAGGAUUGCUGUUGCUGUCAAACACUCAAUCAAAAGCAGCUAGGCCUGCUUUCCCACCUUGUUAAGUGUUGUGUUUCAUUGUGUAAAACAGAAGAAAUAGGGAUUCAUUUCUGUCCUUUGCUUUUUCUAUUUGUCAUCUAAUCACCAAAUAAAUCCAAUUUGAUUGUAUACCCAUAUACAACUUAUUAGUGACUAAUAUGAAAGCAAUGUUUUUUUAUUUUAUAUGCAUAUGUUCUGGGUCUUUCUGAGAAAGGUUUGUAUUCAUUUUAUCACAAUUAUUUGAAUACAUUUGUAUGGUGCCAUUUAUGAUUCUAAUAGAAUCUUGGUACUAUAUACAUUUUUUUGUUCAUAUAACAUUUAGUGUCAAAUAUAUUUUCCACAUAUUUUUUUAUUGGAGCUAUAUUAUUUCCACCAUCUUCCAUGUUUGUUUCUUUGUUUUGAUGGAAAAACUUGUAAGUGUAAGUUUUCACUCACACAUUUAUCCAUCAGCAAAGAUUGCCACAGUGUUGGUGGUUUGAUCACCAGCUAAUAUUGUCUGUAUGCUGACGUGUCCUUGAGCGAGACACUGAACCCAAAGCUGUUCCCUAGCCACUGCUUCUGGAUGGGUUAAUGCAGAUGUCACAUUUCAUGUAUGUACCUGUAUGUUUGUCACCAUUGUUUACGUUUUUGUUUGUCUUUUAAGCCAGUCAGAAGCUAAUCAGACAUACUUAAAUUGAAUUAACUCCAAUCUGCAUUGCCUCAACAUCUUGCCCAUCACUGUCCAUUGUAACUUGAAAUUGUAUAUAAGCAUACUGUUAAGCAAUGUACUGGUGACUCGAGUGAUAUCGGUGUACGUGUCUGGUCUCGCAUUCAUAAACUAUUACAUCUACAGCAACCAUGUUAAUGGACAAUCAUGAAAAUGAAAUAAAUCCCCCCAGAU